This is a messenger RNA of Adineta steineri, 669 nucleotides long. The record is from the annotation of a GenBank genome assembly. NCBI's taxonomy places the organism in Eukaryota, Metazoa, Rotifera, Eurotatoria, Adinetida, Adinetidae.
AUGACAGCGACGAAUUCUCGUAUACUUUCCAUCGAUGUUGAAUGUGUGGCUACAAGUCAUACACAUGAUGGUCGAGCUCCUUGUAGUGUGGCGAUUGUGGAUGAACAAUGUCAAAUUAUAUAUACGUCAUUAAUAAAUCCAACAGAAAAAGUUGUCAGCGAUCUGUAUCCGUUUACAGGUUUACGAAUGAAAGAUCUUCUGCAAGCACCUACUCUCGAUGAAGUUUUAAAAGAAAUUCAUCCAUUGUUUGAUGCAACGACAACUAUUGUUGGUCAAAGCCCUAAAAAUGAUAUCGAAUGGUUAAAACUUGAGAAAGAUGUACACUAUGCACAAAUUAUUGAUCUUAGCGAUUGGUUUAAAACAGUCAAUGCUCGCUAUGGGUCUAUAAGUUGUUUCUCAUUAGCACAUGAAGCUUCGACAUUAUUAGGUAUUGAUCUGAAUGCCGGAAAUGGUCAUCUAGCUACUCAAGAUGCCAAAGCAUCGAUGCAAUUAUAUUUAAAAUAUAAGGAUAAUGAAAGUGGUAAAGAAACAGCUCGUCGUCUUCUACUAAAAACUCGACCUGGUAUCACACCAGCCAAAGCGUGCAAUUACAAUUAUGAAAGCGUUUGUUUAGCUGGAUAUUUCCCUCAAAAGUGUUCUUGCAAUCGACCUUCAUUUUCAGAUAAUUAA